UUCAUUAAAAUGGAGGGAGAGACAGUGAGCAGCUCAACUCACUCUGGUAACGAACAGUCCUUGACAGACAUUGAAUCUACAGUAGGAGAGCUGCAAACACUUCUGAACAGCAGGCGAACUUCUUUUUCUAAUCACGUGGAUGAAGUAUGGCCUAACCUUUUUUUAGGGGAUCUGGCAACUGCCAAUAACAGAUAUGAGUUGUGGAAGAUGGGAAUUACACAUAUUCUAAAUGCUGCUCAUGGCAAUAGAUUUUGCGAAGGCAACUCUGAUUUUUAUAGUGCAAGCAUUGCAUAUCAUGGGGUUCCUGCAUAUGAUGUGCCAGACUUUGAUAUGAGCAAAUAUUUUAACUCUGCCUCAGCAUUCAUCCACCAAGCGUUGAAUACCAGUGGAGCUAGGCUGCUUGUGCAUUGUGUUGUUGGAAUCAGCAGAUCUGCAACACUAGUCCUGGCUUACCUAAUGAUAUAUCACCAGAUGACUUUAACGCAAGCCAUUCAAAGAGUCCAAGAAAAUCGAUGGGUAUCCCCUAACCCUGGGUUUCUUCGUCAGCUAUUAAAACUGGAUGGAGAGCUAUGCAAGUCCAGACAUAAUCAAGGUGAAAACUUAUUACGAAAUGAAAAAGAUUUACUUACAUUGACAUGAUGAUUUAUUUUCUAAAAUAAGAGAAAAAAGUAAUAGCCUGAGAUGUUAAGCAUGUUACACAAACUAUAUACUUAUUUUUUGUAUGAUAUUCUACUAGCGCUUUAUAAAGAUUAUUAUCUAUAUUGCUCUAUAAAAUACUCAUAUUUCAUGCAUUAAAAUUCUGUUAUCAUGAAAAAUGGUACAAUGCUUACUUGGCCUGGUAAUUACAGUCCUGUAUGUCUGACAUCUGUUGUAGACUGUAAGCUCUUGCGAGCAGGGCCCUUUAAUCCUAUUGUUACUCUGUAUACCCUUAUUUGUUGAACUUUUUAAGAUUCCUGUUUGUUUACAUUUAUUGUGAAGCGCUGGCGUAAUUUGCUGGCACUAUAUAAAUAAAUGAUGAUGAUGGGCAAGCUAUUUGAAAGGUUUUUUUAAAGGUUCUAAUUUGAGAUUAUAGGGGCAUUAACUGUGCUCAAUUUUCUCUAUUUAAUCUUUUUUUUGCGCCAGAAUAAAAUUUUGUUGCUGAAAAAAGGCGAUUUUUUUUUUCGUGCUUUAUUAUGCAGCAAAAUCACAACAAAUCCGAAAGCAAAGAUGUGCCAUGUAAAACCUGUCAAGAUCAUGUAGAAGUCAAUGGCAGAUGUCUCUUUUACAACUGGAAGAUCUUCAAUGCUUCGUGGUUUUUUGGCGCUAUCAUUUGUACGACAGUAUGAAAAAGUUGCGUUUUUGUGCAACAAUAAGUCAUGGUUUUCGCAUUUUUUUCCCGCAUCUUUUUUAGUUCAUGCAUUUUCAAUAUGAAUCUUUUGAUAAACGACUGACAUUCAUGGACAUGCGUUUAGUCGUGGUUUCAAAAACUGUAAAACCACAAUCCGAAUGUUGAUAAAUGCCCCCCUAAAUGUAAUACUGUGUAAUAACUGUCUAUUACAUUAUGUAAUGGACAGUUAGAUCUAAGGUUACUAUUAGCCUGUUUCUUUGUACCACAGGGAUCUCCUUAUCUGAUAAACUGUAAUCCCCCCUCACUCCUCCCCCAUGGACCUCCUUCUAAUCCCACUGCGCAGUCUACCCUAGCUUCUCUAUAAUAUUCUAGCUCAUCCCCCUUGCAUAGUUAACUUCACAACUUACAUAAAUACUUAGGUCAAUCAUGGUUUUGAUUGAAUAAUUAAAGGCAAAGUACUGUUUUCCCACAUUUUUGGUGUCACUGUCUCAUUCUCUGUAUAGGAAACCUGUUUGCCUACCAUUAUAAAAGUUAAUCUUACCACAUCAGGUUCAUUUUCAACAUGCCUUGAUACUUUUUAGCAAACAAAUUCGGACACAGCUCACACAGCAAUGAAGUGGGAUGCUGGCAAGGCCUUUAUUAUGGGGACUUUUAAUUAAAGGAGAAAGAAAGCUCUAAUCACUGGGCGUUGCCCAAAUGUUAGGCACGUAAGUGAUUAUAAUCACUUGCCUGAUACCCCAGGCCAGUGCUCCUGCUAGCAGAAAACUGCACCGACCCGGGGGUUCAUGUGACCAAGAGAUCAUCUUCCUUUCAUCUUCUAUCUUUGGAAGCUUCCCACAUCAUGCAUUGAAGUGUCAAAGUCAGAAAGGGUUUUGCGCUGUAUAUGAUCGUUGGGAUACAAACAUUUUGUGACUAUUGGAUUGCCAUAUGCAAACAGACGUUUCAAUACGAAAAUUUCAGGAACUUUCGGAUC
This is a messenger RNA of Xenopus tropicalis (tropical clawed frog), 2300 nucleotides long. RefSeq names its product dual specificity phosphatase 13B gene 1 (gene dusp13b). Gene Ontology annotation, molecular function: hydrolase activity; protein tyrosine/serine/threonine phosphatase activity; phosphatase activity. Gene Ontology annotation, cellular component: cytoplasm. The transcript has 3 exons. The record is from RefSeq and is a predicted model, not a curated record. Lineage: Eukaryota; Metazoa; Chordata; Amphibia; Anura; Pipidae. Bases 10 to 639 code for a protein of 209 amino acids.